CCCAGCAGGCUUCGGCCUCAGCUGCCCAUCCUGCUGGCACCAUGAAGCCUGUGCAGUUGCUGCUGGUGGUGAGCCUAGUACUGCAGUUGGUGCCUGGGAGUCCCAAGCCUCGCUUUCUGAAGUAUAUCUUGGAACCUCCACCCUGCAGAUCGGACCCUGAAAACUGCACCCAGUUUUGUACCCUGCAGGAAGAUUGCCAGAAAGGACUUCAGUGCUGUUCUGCCUUCUGCGGGAUAAUCUGUUCAACGAAUCAAAUGCCAAAGCGCCACAAGAAGAAACAGAAACACUUGGAAAUCACCACACGUAACAACUGAGACAUGUUCCCCAGAGCAUUUUGUAAGUGUGGGGGUUUGGCCUCCCAGUGCGCUAUCUCCAGCCCCCCCCUCCCGUCCAACAUCCCCACAAGGUCAGACAGAAUAACUUUCUUGUCGUCCAGAUGCCACCUCCUCCUCCAUCAAUCUCCAAGGGCUUUCUUUGCACUCCGUGGGGCCGGUGCAGUCCAGCUUGAGUUCAGGAACACGGAGCAGCCUGAAGAGGCAGAGCUGUGGCCCAAGGGGGACUCGCAGCACUCCGAUCUGAGGCUUUGCCAGGAAUAGGCUCUUCCAGCCUUCACGUUGGCAGUGCUCUGGGAGGGGAUUCAAGCUAAGCCCUUCCGGCUCUGUGUGACUUGAUCAGGUCACUGUACCUCUCUGAGACGAUCAACUCCCUCAUGUGAAGGAAGAAGACUACACCUAUGUCCUGGAAUAUCGUAAGGAUAACACGAGGCCAUGUGGGAGGAAGACCAGGGUCACAGCAAAGACUCUGCAAAAGUUAGAUGCUUCCAGCCACUCAUUUACAAUGGCACUCUUUCUGGGUUCCAGGGUUUUUUUUUCUCUCUUAAAAAAAAGUGGGAGGAAAAAAAAAAAAAAAGUGGGAGGGACUGUCUUUGUCAUCUUGUUGAUGUUACAAGAAUGGUGAGCAAAAUGGAGUCCCCUGUAACUUCAUCACCAAAACAAAAGAUAGUAUUCAUCAUGUGCUGGAUUUUUGUCCAGAGUGUUUGGAAAAGAAAAAAAAUUAGGAGCUUAGAGUUUUGUAACAGUCCUUUUGACAUUACCAGAGUUUCCAAAUUAAAGUGGUGGUAUUUCAGUUCAGAGUCCUUUUAUUACCCCCAGAUAAAGGAGUGUGAUAGGUGGCGGCAGGUGGAUGCUGGUGGAGCACAUUAGGUGCAUGAGGCCAGUCCCAGCCUUGCUCAGGCCCUGGAGAGCCCACCAGGAUCCCUCCUGCAGCACCUUGGAUAUAACCGAUUGCUCCUGACACAUACCAGCUGUCAAUGGAGGCAUCAGCACUGUUAGACGAUCUGGGGCCUGUGCAUCAGAAAGACACUGAGAACAUGGUAAGAACCCUAGCAUUAGAGCCUGCUUGAAGCUAAUUAAAAGCAGCUGAUACAACUAUAUUUUUAUUGCAGUGUCAGGAUUAAUCGAUCUUCCUAACCCUCACCCCAGUGUUUUGCCCAGACAGUCAGGACUUCACCCUGGACAGGCAAAAAAACACUGUCCUACACCAUUGAAGUAUCUUCUGGGGGAAAGCCUUUCUUCUGGUAGGCUUGAUAGAGACCGCACCAUCCAUGGAGCACAGUAACUGUGAUGUCUGUCAGAUCCAC
Nycticebus coucang (slow loris) is the source of this 1639-nucleotide messenger RNA. It is a transcript of the gene WFDC13, whose product is annotated as WAP four-disulfide core domain 13. The record is from RefSeq and is a predicted model, not a curated record. Bases 42 to 314 code for a protein of 90 amino acids. The transcript is spliced from 3 exons. NCBI's taxonomy places the organism in Eukaryota, Metazoa, Chordata, Mammalia, Primates, Lorisidae.